AUGGCUGGCUACAAUCCAUGGAGGAUCGUUCCGGAGGAGGUUUACGACAGUUGUAAGAGACAGUACUUGGGGAAUGGACUACUGAUAGGAGGAGUAUUGCCGCUUUCAUUUGCGGAGGGAGUGCAGUUUCAGGACUUCUGUGAAGACGGGGCUCCAGUGUACAAUGCAGCAAAGAUCAAAUCUCCAUAUUUGCAUUACUCGGCUUUGAAAGUGCAAGAUUGGAAGUCGUACACGUCGGAGAGUUCCAUCGAGGACCUGAAUGGAUCGUUUGCGUAUGGGAUAUAUCCAGUGAUUCUGUGUUUUACAGCGAAUUUUGUGAUCACCGUUUUCUUGACGUUGCUAACGUUUAUCAACAUCAAGGGCAAGCGGUAUCGGCAUGCCGCGCGAUUGCUGAAAGCAGGCUCUAUGAUUUCGUCUGUGAACAUUGUUGUAUUUGUUACGAGGGCGCUGAAGCAGCUGAGCAAGGAACAUGAGGUCUACGGGGUGACCACAACGGCAGGAAUUAUGGAACUUUUCACGACCAACUUCGUCUUCUCCAUCCUGGACGUGAUAUCGGUCUUCUUGCUUCAGCUGUGUCAGGUUAUGAUAGUGAUUAGACUUUUCCAUCGGAACUCGGAAAAGCGAAUGGUGUUUUUCUUGGGCGUUCUGCUGGUCUUGAUCGCCAACGUUCUGUGGGGGGUUGCACAUCUGGCGGGCCCUAAUCAUGAGAAUGACGAGCACUGGGAGAUUAUGUCACCGUUCGUUUACCUAUUCCGCAUUGCGGUCGCGGCGUCUUACGCUAGCAUUAUCAUAUCCUAUGGCAUCAAGAAACGGCGCUUCUGUUUUGCAUCCGCUCAGAUGGCCAUCCUGACGGCACUGACCGCUCUGGUUCUGCUUUUACAACCGGCACUAUUCCUUGCAGACGUGUCCAAUGUGUGGUUGUCGGGAGUGGGUGAGCUUUUCAAUUCGACCUGCUAUGUUGGCUCAACUUCAAUUGUCUGGGAGUGGCUGGGUCGGCUGGAUGCAAGCGGGAGACGGGAAGAGGCCCGGAGUAUACUGGGAAGGCCAAUUUACGUUGAUGAUCAACAAGAUUACCACAUUGCCAAGUAUGCGCUCAGAAUUCAACAUGCACUCACACAAAAGUCUUUUGAGAAUAGCGACGAUGGUAGUGGCAUAGACAUGGAGCAGAUGUCUAACUCAUCACCACAGCUAGAUGCAGCCAGCCGAUCUAAUCAGAUAACCUCAUCUGGCGGCACGGCCGUUGGCAGUGGUUCGAUCGAGCAGGAGAGCGUUUGUCAGGUCAGGUUCAAGCAGAAACAACCUUUUAGAGAUGCUGCGAGGCACAAGAUCAGCACUGCAUGUGAAAGAAUGCUAUAUUUUGCUGAUCAAGUAAUGCUCAAGAGCUUAGGAACUUUGAGCUUAAGCUCUAAAAGUACUGAUUCAUUUAGCAGAGGGGAGGAAAUGGUCAAAAAGAGAAUAGGACUCGAUAGACCAAAUCAAGUAUACGUCUACACCACGAAAGAUGUACAUUUUGAGUCUGAUGAGGAUAUCUAG
Messenger RNA from Torulaspora globosa, 1533 nucleotides. It is a transcript of the gene RIM21, whose product is annotated as Rim21p. The coding region runs from base 1 to 1533 and encodes 510 amino acids. Lineage: Eukaryota; Fungi; Ascomycota; Saccharomycetes; Saccharomycetales; Saccharomycetaceae. The transcript has a single exon. The record is from RefSeq and is a predicted model, not a curated record. Gene Ontology annotation, biological process: cellular response to pH. Gene Ontology annotation, cellular component: plasma membrane.